Messenger RNA from Aspergillus pseudotamarii, 875 nucleotides. Its product is annotated as SDR family NAD(P)-dependent oxidoreductase. The transcript has 2 exons. NCBI's taxonomy places the organism in Eukaryota, Fungi, Ascomycota, Eurotiomycetes, Eurotiales, Aspergillaceae. The record is from RefSeq and is a predicted model, not a curated record. Gene Ontology annotation, molecular function: oxidoreductase activity. The coding region runs from base 13 to 798 and encodes 261 amino acids.
UUUCUCUCGAGGAUGUCUUCCUUUCAGGGUAAAGUUUUUGCGGUCACAGGUGCAGGGUCAGGGAUUGGUUACGCGGUUGCUCAACGCCUCGCAAAUUUGGGAGCACGGUUAUCUGUUACGGACCUAUCUGCCGAGGGUUUGGAAAAGUGCACAGCCGAGCUCAAAGGAUGCGUUGGCGAGGAGAAUGUUCUCAGUUAUGUGGCAGAUAUUUGUGAUCGGGUGGCCGUUGAGAGAUGGAUCUCAAACACUGUCAAGCAUUUCGGUCACUUGGACGGCGCGGUCAAUGCGGCCGGCGCACACCCUAAGGAAUCUGGCAAGGAGCCGAUUUGGAAGGUGACCGACGAUGACUGGGAAUUUGCUCAGCGCAUAAAUGUCCGUGGGACACUCAAUCUCGUUCGGGCUCAGCUUGGUUACAUGGUCGAUGCAGUGUCUGACCAAAAGAUCAAGACUGGCUCGAUCAUUAUUUUUGGGAGCAACUCUUCAGUAACUGGGGCAGCAAAUCUAUCUGCCUACACAACCAGCAAGCAUGCUGUGCUCGGUCUUAUGCGGUCUGCUGCAAUGGAUGCGGCGCCGUAUAAUAUACGCGUCAACGCAAUCUGUCCUGGCCCGAUCGAUACUCCAAUGCUGCGCAACGCCGUUCCAGGCCCUCAACUUGAUGCAAUGGCAUCGUCUAUACCACUUAAGAGACUGGGUAAAGCGGACGAAGUAGCAGGAUUUGUUGCCUAUUUAUUAAGUGAAGAAUCCGCCUUUUGUAGUGGAUCUGUCCAUAUGAUCGACGGUGGAUUGACUACUUGCUGAGGAAGGAAAUGGAACAAAGAUAUCGGAAAAGUUUAAGUAAUGAAAAUAGUAUAUCCCUAGAUGCCAAGCAGAGCGUC